This is a messenger RNA of Ceraceosorus guamensis, 1550 nucleotides long. RefSeq lists its product as hypothetical. The record is from RefSeq and is a predicted model, not a curated record. The transcript has 2 exons. The coding region runs from base 383 to 1375 and encodes 330 amino acids. Lineage: Eukaryota; Fungi; Basidiomycota; Exobasidiomycetes; Ceraceosorales; Ceraceosoraceae.
CGGCCGUUCAUAGCUGCGUGAUGAGGAGAGCUGACGCGUUGCCGCGAACUGCUACACCGUUGGUAACACGUCCUCACUCACAACUUUGUUGUGAUGACUCAAGCCGGGGUGCAAACUGCAAGGACUGCUCGGGGACGCAAGCUCAGUGGCCCGCGAAUCCACACGCGCAGGUCUAUUACACACCGCGGAAGCCUCACAGGAAAAGAGACUCCCUGCACAAGUCGCCUGGACUGGCUGAAGGACCUCUGUGCAACAGGCUUGAGUGUCGAGACUUCUACCAGUCGACAGAUCAUCCUAGGGCAAGGACGAGCAAGGGAAGAGUGUACCAAGACAAGGCCAUCGAAGAGUUCACAGACAUACAGAACUGGCGCUAAGACCCGAGAUGGCUGCGUUUUCAAGUGCUCGAGUCACUCGAGCGGGGUCUCAUGUGUGUGUUCGAAGUCGACUCUGGCAGCCUCCAGUAGGACGAAGUUCGACGUGGUUGCCGACGUCAAGCGCCGGGUGCUCUCUGAGACAAUUCCAAUCAUCCUCGAGCACUCCAACCCCUGCGGAAGAGGCUCCCCGCCGGUGCUAUCUAUACCAUGCGGACGUACACGCUCAAUUGUUUCUGGCAUCCGUCUCGCCCAAGAACCUGACGUCAUGCUUCAAGGACCCUCAAUUCCUGGACUUUUUCUACCGGAAUCUCAGGCCCAAUCCCUACACCUUGGGUCUGCAAGACGGCGACGCCACAGAAGAUCCCGGCGCUCCAGCUGUAGCGAUGGCGCAAUCGCUGGCCUCCAGCAAAGACUCCAACGUUGAAGAAGAGAUGGACUACGAAGCGUGGGAUGGGCCUCUCCUAGCGCCCUCCAAAGCUGCCGAGGAAGCGCACAAAUUGGGCUUUCACUGGCUAAGUCCUUGCCAAGGAGAACAAAACUUUUUGAGCUCUGCGCCCGGUGGAACGGCAGUGGUGUUCAGGGAACUGACAGAUUUGGGCGAGCUGACGUGGGGCGGAAGUUACAAGUUUCCCUUCCAACCUCGCGCGCUAAGGUUUGAUGCGCAAUCUGGCUACGUCUACCAUCCUUCUCCACCACGGCCGCAAUCACGCACAGCCGCAGACAGAGCAAAGCGCAGCAGCUCAAGCUCGGGGCAGGCCUCGAAAGCAAGCGAUGCUGCGAGUCCAUAUGGCGCAUAUUCUCUAUUGUGCUCCAAUCUUGUGCUGUCGAGGCUAUCAGAUGGACUGGAUCUGGAUAUCACCGGAGAGCCGCAGUCCUCGAAGAGCAACAAAGACGCACCUGGUGGCUCAAUCGAGUAUCAGGGGAAAAGGUACCCUAUAAGGCUCUUGAGACCGCAGGAUGCUGGUCCUUGGAGCGCUUUGCGCCCAUCCACUCGACCGUGAUGCUGACAUUGCGCUCUCGGCGCGUCACGCUCCGCUAUUGGAUAGUAUUGCAAAUGCAUGGCGAUAUAAUGUGAUGUCGCGUGUGCAGGGCGAGUGCGAGGAAGCGACUGGGCGGCAAUCUGGGGCAUGUAGUAGAGAAGGCGAGAUCUGACAAUUCAUCGAUGAAAGGCUUCCG